Molecule: messenger RNA, 648 nt
Organism: Closterium sp. NIES-65
Lineage: Eukaryota; Viridiplantae; Streptophyta; Zygnematophyceae; Desmidiales; Closteriaceae
Source: the annotation of a GenBank genome assembly
AUGCGUGCAUUGUCCCAGGCGGCGCUUCCCACCCUCCGCUCCCCCCCCGCUCCCCCCCCACCCUACCUUCCUCUCCCACCCUAUCCCCCGCUUUUCCUCCCGCUCCUCCCUCCCGCUCCCCUCCCUCUUCUCUCCCCUGCAUCUUUCCCCAUCCUCUGUCCCUCUCCUCGCACCCCACCACACUCAACAACGGCAAGCCCUGAACAGGAACUCACCUCCCUGUUCAAUGUGAACCCGUUUCCGACUGCACCCCUCACUCAUCUCCCUCUCCCCUCCUCCAUCCCCUCCCCGAAUGCUCCCUCCCCUCGUCUUCCCCACCCACUACUCCUCCUCCCCGCCGUUGCAGGGAAAGCGCUGGUGACUCUGAGGGACCAGCUGACCUUCGUGAACCCCAGCCGCAGCCCCAAGGCAUUGCGGAUUGGCAGAGCGAAUUGCGUAGGGAAAGCGCUGGUGACUCUGAGGGACCAGCUGACCUUUGUGAACCCUACCCGCAGCCCCAAGGCGUUCUGGAAGAGCGCGGAGAACUGCGAGGCGUUAUAUGGUGUCGUGUGUGACGUCAACGGCUACGUCACCGCGCUCACCCUAGUGGGAGUGGUGGGGCCGCUCCCAGACGCUAUAGGGAACCUUCCUUCCCUCUCCUUCCUGUAA